Messenger RNA from Trametes versicolor FP-101664 SS1, 1764 nucleotides. Its product is annotated as acid protease. The transcript has 5 exons. Bases 50 to 1519 code for a protein of 489 amino acids. The record is from RefSeq and is a predicted model, not a curated record. Lineage: Eukaryota; Fungi; Basidiomycota; Agaricomycetes; Polyporales; Polyporaceae. Gene Ontology annotation, molecular function: aspartic-type endopeptidase activity. Gene Ontology annotation, biological process: proteolysis.
CCACCCCCUCUCUUAAUCUCCCGCACGCCGUCCCUUGCUCGUUACCGUCAUGCAUUACCUACCAUACUCGCUCGCUCUAUCAUGUCUGCUCUCCCUUGCUCAGGAUAAUGUGCUUGCUGCGCCCUCACCAUCCGCCUCCCCUCUACCUCGCGCCAUCCCUCUCGUCCGACGAGCACCCGCCCAACGGAAUUCCUCUGAGCUCUCCUCGUGGUUGAGUCGUCAGAAGGAGAUACUCGAGGCCAAGUAUAGCGGCAGUUCCGCCCAGCGGAAGCGUGCCAGCGGCUUCAACCUCCUCACAAACCAGAACGCGGACUCCAGCUUCUACGGCUCAAUAGCAGUUGGCACCCCUGCGAUAUCCUACGACGUCAUUCUUGACACCGGCUCUUCGGACCUGUGGCUCGCCGCCUCGGACGGCGUCUCAACAACGUCAGACGGAAUUCCCACUUUCGACUCUUCAGCAUCCUCCACGUUCACAGACCUCAACACUACCUUCUCAAUAAGCUACGGAUCUGGGGCCGCUCGGGGAACGCUUGGCAAGGAUGCGGUCCAGUUCGCAGGCUUUGAGGUCGAGCAGCAAACAUUCGGUGUUGUGACACAAGUUUCGACAGAUUUGUUGAGCGAGCCAGUGUCGGGCUUGAUGGGUCUUGGCUUCGCAAGCAUCGCAGCGUCAGGCGCGACCCCCUUCUGGCAAACGCUUGCCGACAGCGAUGGCACGCUCGAUUCGCCCCUUAUGGCAUUCCAGUUGACGCGUUUCGUCGACACCACCACUUCCAAUUCUCUGCAGCCCGGUGGCACGUUCAACCUCGGCGCCGUCAACACCUCGCUGUACACAGGUGACAUCGACUACCAGGACAUCCCCAGCGGCGAGGAGGGCUACUGGAUCCAGGAGCUUGCCGGGCUUACCAUCAACGGCAACUCCGUGACGCUCGACUCCGGCUCUGGAGCCUAUGCCGCCAUUGACACCGGCACCACCCUCGUCGGCGGCCCCGAAGACGCUGUCUCCGCACUGUACGCCCAGAUCGAAGGCAGCGCGCCCCUCACGGGCAACGACGGCUACUGGAGCUACCCCUGCAGUACGACUGUCAACGUCACGAUGAAGUUCGGCUCGAGCAGCAUCGCGUGGCCGAUCAGCAACUCGGACUUCCUCCUGCAGCAACUCUCCAGCGACUCCUGCGUCGGCGCGUUCUUCGCGCUCAGCACCGCCGGCACCAGUGCGCCCCCAUGGAUUGUCGGCGACACGUUCCUCAAGAACGUGUACUCCGUAUUCCGCUCGAGCCCCGCCUCUGUCGGCUUCGCCACGCUGUCUGCGGAGGCGCUCGCGAUGAACGGCAAGUCCGGGGCUGCGCCGUCGGCGACCGUCGGCGCGGUGUCCGCGACCGUCACCGGGUCGACCGCGAACUCGGGCACGGACCGCUCGAGCAGUGCGAACGGCGCGCCCCCAAGCGCGAGCGCCUCGGCGUACGCGCUGUGGGCCGCCGCACUUGUGUCUGGGCUCGUCGGUGGCGCUGUCAUGCUCUGAGGAACGGGGAUGAGCCGGGUGGAUACCCAGUACGCGCGCGCUCGCGUGCUGUGGAAGUGACGACGAUGACGACGACUACGGUGCUGUGGCGUGCUCCGGGACUCCGACGUGCAGGAUUUUGCGGACGCUGUAUCAUUAGCUAUUGGCUCGCGACCUAUUGAGACUUGACUUUGCACAAUGCUUCGCUAUACGAGGACGCUACACGUAGUACAUACAGCAUACCAAGAAUCACAACUACUUUGCAG